CAUAUCUGGAGAACAUGGACAGGAAAGGUUCCAGGUAUCUACAUUUGAAAGUGCCAGCACAGGUGUAAAGUAAGAGCAAAAGUGUGGCGAGGGAGUUGCCCAAGUUCACGGCUGAACGGAACUUUUGAAGUGAUUAGCGAUCUACUUUUACUCGGGAGAUCUUUCUGCCAAGACACUUGAAUGCCAAAGUCCCCCGGCAAAAUCAUCAAAUGCUAAAGUCCUAAAGCACACAGAGUCGGGUGCACUUCAGGUAGGAUGGUUUCCUGGCUUCUCCGCCUGUUCUUCUGCACUCUUGCUAUCUCAGCAAGCCCACUCGUUCUGCCAUCCUCACGAGCGAUGGAUGAGGAUGUUGACGCUGGAUUAGAUCAAGACAUUGUGGAUAUUAAUGAAGACCUUGGACUGGAUCUCAUCGAAGGAGAUAUCAGACAUGAUCCGACCAUCGACAGAAGCGCAAUUUCCGAUGACAAGUACAGGUGGCCAAAAACAAUUCCAUACUAUCUGGAAGAUAGUUUAGACGUCAAUGCUAAAGGUGUCAUCCUCAAAGCAUUUGAACAAUAUCGCCUUAAAUCCUGCAUUGAUUUCAAGCCUUGGACAGGAGAGGUUAACUACAUAUCAGUAUUCCAAGGCAGCGGAUGCUGGUCUUCAGUGGGUAAUCACCACGUUGGGGAGCAGAAGCUCUCGAUCGGAGAGAGGUGUGAGAGAAUAGCGACCAUUGAACACGAGUUCCUCCAUGCACUGGGAUUCUGGCACGAGCAGUCACGGCCCGAUCGCGAUGACUACGUCAAAAUCAUGUGGGACAGGAUUGAUAACGGUAAAGAACACAAUUUCAAUAAGUAUGACGAUAAGGUGAGCAAUUCGCAGAACAUCCCAUACGACUAUACCUCAGUAAUGCACUACAGCUCCACGGCAUUCAACAACGGCACACAACCAACAAUAGUCACCAAGAUCGCCGAAUUCAGUAAUGUCAUCGGGCAGCGCAUGGAAUUCAGCGAUUACGACCUUCAAAAACUCAACCGUCUCUACAACUGCACCACAUCGCUCAGCUUCCUGGACAGAUGCAGCUUCGAAGGUGAAAGUAUCUGUGGCAUGAUACAGAGUCCAGAUGACAACGCAGACUGGCAGCAUGUUUCUCAGGCUCCAGGUGGGCCCGACAAAGACUUCACCAACAUGGGCGACUGCAAAGGCAGUGGAUUCUUCAUGCAUUUCAACACCAGUUUAGGCCCAGUGGGACACAGGGCGCUUUUGGAGAGCAGGAUCCUUUACCCAAAGCGGGGCUUCCAGUGCCUGCAAUUCUACGCCUUCAACAGUGGCAGUGAAGGAGACGAACUAAACAUUUGGGUCAGAAGUUACAACAAAACAAAUCCCAACGGCACUUUGACCAAAGUGGCAAGAAUAACUGAAUUGGGCCUAAAUUACUGGCAGCUUCACCAUGUCAGACUAGACGUCUCCGGAAAGUUCCGUGUUGUUUUUGAAGGGGUGAAGGGAGGUGCUCCCUCCAAUGGAGGUAUUUCCAUUGACGAUGUCAACCUCUCGGAAACCUUUUGCCCGACACACGUGUGGCGCAUCAGGAACUUCACCGGCCUACUGAACACUAGCCCAUCAGGGUUACAAGGCGCUGUCUACAGCCCGAGGUAUUACUCCCAGCAAGGGUAUUCCUUUCAGAUCAAGCUCCAUGUAAAUGGGACGUCCGAGCAGCCCUUCUACCUCGGUGUGUUCUUGCACUUGGUCAACGGGACCAAGGAUGAGGGUCUACAAUGGCCCUGCCCAUGGAUGCAAGGUACCAUGCUUCUGAUGGACCAACAGCCUGAUAUCAGACGCCGGAUGUCCAACCAAAGAAGCGUGACCACUGACCCAAAUAGGACCACAACCGAAGGCAACCAAACUUUCUUCUUCUGGGACAAGCCGAGCAAAGUUGGACUUCCCGUGACGGAGCCCGAUGGCACUGUGUAUUACCGGGGACCAGGGAUGGGAAUCAGUACAUUCUUAUCCCACGAACGAUUGAAAAGUAGAGAGUUCAUUAAGGGAGAUGAUGCUUAUUUCCUUUUAACCAUGGAAGAUGUAUCGCAUCUUGUGGCCACUCAGCCGACCCCACCACCGCCCACAAAACCCGAUCCCACCUCGACCAACGAGCCAGUAACCAAUCGCCCCGAGUCUUGCAUUGACCUUCAAUGUGAAAAUGACGGGGUCUGUAUUGUUCAAAAUGGGGAACCCAUCUGCAGGUGCCUGACUGGUGAGAACUGGUGGUAUUCGGGCAGACACUGUGAGCACUUUGGUGAGCAGGAGGAUACAGUGCUGAUCGCCGUGGCUUCGUCUGUGGCCAUCUUCCUCGGUAUGUUGUUUGUCACACUGCUCACCGCAUACUGCCUGAAGCGAAGAUACCGGAAGCAAAUGGACAAGUCGGACAAAGGAGUCAACUUGGCAAACACGGCAUUCUGAAGAAGCCGUAGAGAAGUCUAACAGCACGGAAAAGAGAGGAAACGACAAGCAAGUAUGGUCUUGUGGAGAUCCCAAAUAAUCUGUGCAGAUUUGUGAAUCAUGAUUUAGCUUGACAAAUAUCUGACUUUCAUUUGUAAACCUCAUGAAAUGAGCUCAUUACAAAAAUCUCUACUUUUACACCUAAUAUUCAUCAUAGCUUGAAAAUGCCAAAUAAAAUGAUUGCAAAAUAAUAACCGAACAGGGUGUGAUUGUAAUCACAGGCGGAGCACAAUGUAGAUAGGCUAGGACUUUUAUUAUUAUAGUGACGUAAACUGAGCGACUGAAAAAUCUUUGUUUUGCACGCUAUGCAAACACAUUAGAUAUAUUAUACAUUUGAUAUGUUGUCAUGUGGAGAAAUUUAGGAUUGAAGA
Messenger RNA from Amblyraja radiata (thorny skate), 2846 nucleotides. It is a transcript of the gene mep1ba, whose product is annotated as meprin A subunit beta a. Gene Ontology annotation, cellular component: membrane. Gene Ontology annotation, biological process: proteolysis. Lineage: Eukaryota; Metazoa; Chordata; Chondrichthyes; Rajiformes; Rajidae. Gene Ontology annotation, molecular function: zinc ion binding; metalloendopeptidase activity; protein binding. The transcript is spliced from 16 exons. The record is from RefSeq and is a predicted model, not a curated record. The coding region runs from base 256 to 2436 and encodes 726 amino acids.